AUGCCUGCCUCAGAUUUGGCAACCCGUUACGAUGUGGAACAGACGGCAGAUUACAUCAUCAGAGGCAGCUACCGCAGCGUGGCUCUGCAAUUUCCGGAUGACCUGUUACCCGACAGCCCAGCUGUGUCGGAAUUGCUGCAGCAGCGCCUUGGCGGUCAAGCAAGGGUAUUCAUUUUGGCUGACACUGCCUACAACCCCUUAGGUGUGGAUGAGGUGGCAGCCCAGCAUCUGAAUGCGCAGUGUGUGGGAUUAUCGGAAGAUACGCGACGGCUGCUCAGACGACGGAACUUUAUGGUAGAACGGGCACGGAGCGCCAAUAUCGUGGGAUUGCUGGUCGGCACGUUGGGCAGCGCUGGCUUCCGUCACGUCAUUUCGUCGUUGAGGCGCCUCGCCAUCGCCGCCGGCAAGAAGACGUACACGUUCCUGAUGGGGAAACCCAACCCUGCCAAAUUAGGCAACUUUCCCGAGGAGUUGGAGGCGCGAUUUCUCCAACGACAACAACAGCAGUACAAGCAGGAACAAGAUCAGGAAGAAGAACAAGGUCCAGGACGGCAGCAGGACGGGGAGCAGGAGGGGGCCAGCAUGGCGCUUCAAGCCUUGGGCGGAGGGCUGAGUGUCGCGACCCGUGGGUCGGCCGGGAGCAGCUUGAUGUCGAGCAGUGGCGGACGGGACGUGGUAGCGGCGGCUCGUACGGCAGCGGACUUUUUGGCUAUGAAGCGCACCUUUCGAGGGCUGGAGAUACCGGCGACGGGUGCCGCCCCGAAGGCCGCACAGUUGGCGGUUGAGGGCCUCAGCGGGAGAGCGGCGGUUUACUCUGAAGAGGGUGGCGGCCAACUUCUCUCCUCUGUGAAGCCGCCGCCACAGCAGAGCGUUCCUUCCUCCACCUAUGAGUGGGCCCCCGAGGUCCUCCAGUUCGCUGGUGCUGGUGUUGGUGUUGGUGCUGAUACGCCAGCUUGGCGGCUGUAUUGGUGCUGCAGCUGGAGGGAGCAGGCGGAAGGAGAGCUUCGAACCGUGCGGGUGGGCGACGAGCAGCGCCGCGCCAUGCUGGAAAUCCUCCGACGAGUGCAUCAGCAGCAUCAGGAGGAGGAGGAGGAGGAGGAGCAGCGGCGGCAGAUUGAGUUGCUGGGGGAGUUCCAGGAUCUCGGUUUGAGGACUGGAUCCAGAUCCAGAUCCAGAUCCGAAUUGGGGGUAGGGCUGUCGGAAGGAAAUGGCGACGGUGGCGAAGAAGGUCCACAAGACUAUGAUGAUGUUGAUGAUGAUGAUGAUGAGGAGGAGGAGGAGGAGGAGGAGGAUAAUGAGGUUGAGGAGAGGGGAGAAGAGGGGGACGGCGGCGGUGGCGGUGGCGAUGGCGGCGGUGGCUGGGGCCCUCUGGCCGCAUUACUGAGCAAGGAGACCAGGGCGCGGCUGCACAAAA
This is a messenger RNA of Volvox carteri f. nagariensis, 1414 nucleotides long. RefSeq lists its product as uncharacterized. The transcript has 8 exons. The annotation marks the transcript as partial. Gene Ontology annotation, biological process: protein histidyl modification to diphthamide. Gene Ontology annotation, molecular function: 2-(3-amino-3-carboxypropyl)histidine synthase activity. The record is from RefSeq and is a predicted model, not a curated record. Lineage: Eukaryota; Viridiplantae; Chlorophyta; Chlorophyceae; Chlamydomonadales; Volvocaceae.